AUGGCGUCCAACCAUAUACCCAAAAUUUCCCUUCAAAGCACCGACCUUGAGACGCAAAUCACACCUGUAGAGAUAGACCAGACUAAUGAAACCAAAGACUUUGAUUACUCCAGAAGAUCUCAAUGGCUAAGGGCCGCAGUUUUGGGAGCCAAUGAUGGGUUGGUGUCCACGGCGUCUCUCAUGGUGGGUGUGGGAGCAGUGAAGCAAGACAUAAAGGCCAUGAUUCUCUCAGGCUUUGCUGGUCUUGUGGCCGGAGCUUGUAGUAUGGCCAUCGGAGAGUUCGUGUCGGUGUACUCGCAGUUAGACAUCGAGAUCGCUCAGAUGAAGAGAGACAAGGAAAGUGGGAAAGAUCAGAAAGAAGAAGAGGAAGAGAAAGAGGGUUUGCCAAAGCCAUUUCAGGCAGCGGCAGCAUCAGCUUUGGCAUUUUCUGUGGGAGCAAUGGUGCCAUUGCUUGGAGCUUCAUUCAUAAGAGAGUACAGGUUGAGGUUAGGGGUGGUUGUGGCCGCAGUGAGCUUGGCCUUGGUGGUCUUUGGAUGGCUAAGUGCGGUUCUUGGUGGGUGUCCUGCUUUGAGGUCUGUGGUGAGGGUGUUGGUUGGGGGGUGGCUAGCCAUGGCCAUAACUUUUGGAUUAACCAAGUUGAUUGGCUCAAGUGGACUCUAG
Molecule: messenger RNA, 660 nt
Organism: Neltuma alba
Lineage: Eukaryota; Viridiplantae; Streptophyta; Magnoliopsida; Fabales; Fabaceae
Product: vacuolar iron transporter homolog 2-like
Exons: 1
Coding region: 1-660 (219 amino acids)
Biological process (GO): intracellular manganese ion homeostasis
Molecular function (GO): manganese ion transmembrane transporter activity
Source: RefSeq, a predicted model, not a curated record